AUGCUUCGUCUAAAAUGUGUUUUGCUAUUAUUAUGCAUCGUUGACAUCGCAUCAGGAGCAGCAAGUAAUUCGUAUCAAGAUUGUUUGCAAUUGGUUUCGAAAUUUGCUCGAACAGUUACAAAUGGUUCGGUUGCUGAUAUUCGUAUGACGGCAGGUGUGAACGUCACGUGUUCACAAUUGAGCAAUGUCUCGUGUCCUGGCCAAAUGGUCAAUGGAGUUUGCACUUAUCAACAAAAACUGGCUCUCACCUGCAUCAAUGGCUCAACAAUCCGUAUUCGAGUUCAGUCCAAUGGUUUGCCAAGACGAUGCUCAUUAGUACCCUUAACGGUACGAAUUAUCGAAAUGAACAUUGAUUUUGAAGUAAACUUCAAUCCUGAUGUCAGUGUCAAUGCACCUGUUCAAUCACCAACCACUGUUGCAGAUCUUAGCAAACUUUUAUGCAACAUUACAAAUCAUGCCAGUGUGCCAGCAAUAUCCAAUUUUGUGAAGAGCCAGAAUGCUUCGAUGAUGGAUACAGUAGCAGGUGUUGCCGUUGAUGGUGUAAGUAUUUUCAAUGUCAACAGUGCCAAUCUAGUUGACCCUUUCUAUCCAAAUCCGACGACUUUUCCAACAGAAGGAGCAGAUCAGUGCUUAUCACAUCCAGGUGGCGGUGGUGAACUUCAUUAUCAUGUUGCUAGUGGAUGUAUGGUCAAUCCACCAUCAGGUAACUUGACAGGUUGCGGACCAGAUAUUGGAUGCUUGAAUAAUGUGGCAAAUUAUUCCAUCCAGAUGUUUUCCUCCUAUCGAGUAUUAACGGUGAUUGGUAUUGCCAAAGAUGGUCAUAUAAUCUAUGGUCCAUAUUUAUCGACAGGUGCACAAGUUACAUCAGGCUUUGAUAUUUGCAAUGGAAUGUUUCAUGAUUCGAUUGGAAACUACGGCUAUUUUGCCACGAACACGUACCCUUACGUGACUGGGUGUUUUGGACCAGGAAACUAUCCUAAUGUGAAGCCAAAUUGUACAACAAAUCCAGCAAUAAGUUAUGUGAAAUCAUCCUAUGCGAAUUCGUUUUCGACAUCAACGUCAUCGUCAUCGACAGGAUCAAAAGGCAUAGCAUUCAACGCUCCCAUAUGGCUUCCUAUCAGCUCUAUACUUGCGACGAUCAUGUCAAAUGCGAUCGUAACACUCAUCCGAGGGGUAUCUUCUUAUUCACAGUAG
This is a messenger RNA of Adineta ricciae, 1194 nucleotides long. Lineage: Eukaryota; Metazoa; Rotifera; Eurotatoria; Adinetida; Adinetidae. The record is from the annotation of a GenBank genome assembly.